Molecule: messenger RNA, 1980 nt
Organism: Mercurialis annua (annual mercury)
Lineage: Eukaryota; Viridiplantae; Streptophyta; Magnoliopsida; Malpighiales; Euphorbiaceae
Product: protein EMSY-LIKE 1-like
Exons: 10
Coding region: 488-1525 (345 amino acids)
Biological process (GO): defense response to fungus
Cellular component (GO): nucleus
Source: RefSeq, a predicted model, not a curated record
AACAAAAGACCCGACCGCUCUUACUUCCAAUUAAUACCAGGUUAUCGUUUGCUUCUCAAAACCCCAAAAACAAAUUUAAUUUUUUCGAAAGAAGAACAAUUCAAGUUUCCUCAUCCCCUCUCCCUCGCUCCAAAUCAAAUCAACCCGAUUCGAUUUCUAGCCUUCUAAACCCAUCAAACAACUCACGAAAUUCUUUCUCAAAACCCGUGUUUUUUGUCUUCUUCAAGCUCCGUUUAUCUUUUUGUUCGAUUGUAUGUAUAUGUAAUAUAACUCCGUCAUUUGCAAUUACAAUGCAUUACUAAACUCCAAGCCCUUCUUUCUUAUGGACUAUGAACUCUGUGAAAGUAGCGUUUAAUGAUGUUAGCUCAAAAUUGAAGGAACUGAUGAUGAUUUGCCUCCAUCGCGUCAAUAUUUAAUUCCAAAGGGAGAAAGAAUAUUAGGAAACGGUAGAUCUUCUGUAGGUUCACCCACAUACUGUAGAAAGGACAUGGAAGCUCAUAUUCGUCACCUUGAGCAAGAAGCUUAUAGUGCUGUGCUCCGUGCUUUUAAGGCUCAGUCUGAUGCCAUUUCCUGGGAGAAAGAGCAUUUAAUAACCGAACUUAGGAAAGAGCUCAGAGUAUCAGAUGAUCAACACAGGGAGCUUCUAACUAGGGUUAAUGGGGAUGAGAUCAUCCAAAGCAUCAGGGAAUGGAGACAGGCAGGUGGACACCAAGCUGCUCGGUCUACUGCAUCACAAUUAGUUCGAGAUGAUGUUUUGAGUCCAACUGUUUCAGGUGGCUCUCGCAAAAGACAAAAGACCUCCCUAGCGGGUCAACAAAUGCCUGGUUUAUCCUCUAUGAAGUAUAUGCAGUAUCCUUCUAUAGGUCCUGCUGGAAAUCACCAUCAUUUCAGCCAUAGUUAUUCUGGUGCUGUUGCAGCAAAUGAUCCUGCUGAAGCUGCAGCUUUUGAUCAAUUAAUUGGAAGGAAAGUCUUGACAAGAUGGCCUGAUGACAACAGCUUUUAUGAAGCUGAAAUCAUAAGUUACAACCCUUCUUCAGGCAAACACUAUCUAGUCUAUGAUAAAGGUGCAGCAAAUGCAACAUUUGAAUGGGUUGAUCUCAAAGAGAUUUCUCCUGAGGAUAUCCAAUGGGUAGAUGAGGAUCCAGGAAUUUCUUUAUACAGCGUCCAUGGUGGGCCAGGCCGGGGAGUGAAGAAAUCCAGCAGCCACGGUGGUGUUUCUAGUGUAGGAAGAGGGAGGGGAUCCGUAAAGAGUCAAAACAAGAGAGAGUAUCUGCCUCCGCAGAAUGGUUUUGCAAAAAUGGAUUCUGAUGACAUUGAAUUACUUAACACAGAAUCACUGGUUCAGGAGGUGGAGAAGGUGUUCUCUUUGAGUCAUCCUGAUCCUCUCGAGCUAGAAAAAGCAAAAAAGAUGCUAAAAGAGCAUGAACAGGCACUUGUAGAAGCAAUUGCUCGGCUUGCAGAUGCGUCUGAUGUUGAAAGCGGUGAACAACAAUUCUUGCACAUGCCAGCAAUGGACCGGGGAUAGAGUUUGUGAAAAGAGUUCGACAUAAAAAGCAUCACAGUGAGGGCUAACAUAACGUCUUGUGCAUGUCGAAAACCAAGCAAUCGGGUGACAUUAUUUUUCCCUUUACUAAUCCUAUUACUCUGACGUAUCUGUGGUCUCCGGAUUAUAAAAAGCUACCGUAUUUUGUAACAUAAACCUGGCCUACUGUUUCUGCACAAUUGGGAAAUAAGCUACUUGCUUUUUCGUUUUAGCAGUUGAAAGCUUUGUAGAUGGUGAUUAAUUAGUCAAUUAAAUUGUUCUUGUUAUUGUAAAUUUGGAGUCUCUUGCUUGAGCCGCCGAAUGGUAGCGCAGUUUGCCUGAUUCAAUUCGCCCUUAUAAUUCUUGUGAAGAUUUUACUUUUCUUAUGGUACAAUUGUCUACAGCCUGCAAUUUAAAACAUCUGAGUUUUCAAAUUAUGGAGCAGCUUUUUAGUGGCA